AUGGCUCCCUCCAGCGACGCCGGCCUCCUGAUGUCGGACGCCCCGUCCCGUUCGGCGGCGACCCCUAAACGCUCCUUCAUGCCAUCCUCCUCCGUCGGUGGCAGACCAAGAGCGCCGCCGUCCGAAAGCAUGGGCGCCCAGAGCGAAGAUGAGGCCGAGGGCUUCGCCGACGACCAGGUCCCUCGUGGAUCAAGAAUACCGGACGCUGCGAACAUUCCCCGCGUGGAGGACAGAAUUGGCCUCAUGGUUCAGGAUCAUUUUGAGACCUUUAUCGAAACAUUCGUCGAAGAACCGAAUCCUUCAGCCCCGCCGGCAUCCAGCGCUGUUACAACAGACAAGUAUUAUGUCGCCCAGAUCCACGGCAUGAGGUCAUACCAGCUUUCAACGUUCUAUGUCGACUUCAAGCACCUGACUACAUGGACUAAUGGCGAGCUGGGUGAUGGUAUCAUGCGUGGAUACUACCGCUUCCUUCCCUUUCUCACGGCUGCCCUGCACAACAUGAUUGCCAAGUACGAGCCGCAGUACUUCCGCGAACAUAGGCAACCAACAUCCUCUAGCAACCCGACCAACUCGGCCGCAAGCCAGCUUGGCUCUGCAAGCCAAACAGAUAUGGGUGAAAAGACGGCCAACCAGCAGACGGACAAGCUUUUCACCAUCGCAUUCUACAACAUGCCCUUGAUCUCGAGAGUGCGCAGUCUCAGAUCGACCAACAUUGGCCAGCUGCUCUCCAUCUCCGGCACCGUCACGCGAACGUCAGAAGUCCGCCCUGAGCUUUCACUGGGCACGUUUGUCUGCGAGGCCUGCAGGACGGUUGUUCCCAACGUUGAGCAGACUUUCAGAUACACAGAACCCACGCAAUGCCCCAAUAUGACUUGCCAGAACCGCCAGGCUUGGCAACUCGAUAUCCGUCACAGCACGUUUGUCGACUGGCAGAAGGUGCGCAUCCAAGAAAACAGCUCUGAAAUUCCCACGGGAAGCAUGCCGAGAACAAUGGACGUCAUCCUGCGUGGAGAGAUUGUGGAUCGGGCCAAGGCCGGAGAAAAGUGCAUUUUCACGGGUGCGCUCAUCGUCGUGCCAGACGUCAGCCAAAUGGGCCUGCCUGGCUUGCGGCCAAGUGCCGUUCGAGACGAUAAUCGAUCUGGUGGUGCUGAUGCUGGCGGCUCUGGUGUCACUGGUCUCAAGGCUCUCGGCGUUCGCGAUCUGACCUACCGCAUGGCCUUCCUAGCGUGUAUGGUCACUCCUGACACCUCAAAUCCAGGCCAGGCAGCGAGCGGGCAGGUUGCAGAUGUCAUCAGCUCUUUGACACAAAAUAACACGAGCGACGCCUCGGAAUCAGUUGAGGAUGUUCAAGCUGCGAUCGUCUCCACCUGGAACCACGCCGAGAUUGAAGAGCUCCGCCAGAUCGUACGCAUCGAUAACCUUCUCGAUCGCUUGGUAAACUCCAUAGCGCCAACAGUCUACGGCCAUGCCACGAUCAAGAAGGGUAUCCUGCUUCAGCUGUUGUCUGGUGUGCAUAAAACCACUGCCGAGGGUAUGGAGCUGAGAGGUGACAUCAACAUUUGCAUCGUCGGCGACCCCUCCACAUCCAAGUCUCAGUUCCUCAAAUACGUCUGCGGCUUCGCACCCCGUGCCGUCUACACCAGUGGUAAGGCUUCUUCUGCCGCUGGUCUCACUGCUGCUGUGGUCAAGGACGAGGAGACGGGAGACUUCACUAUCGAGGCUGGUGCCCUGAUGUUGGCAGACAAUGGUAUUUGCGCCAUUGACGAGUUCGACAAGAUGGAUAUUGCAGACCAAGUCGCCAUUCACGAAGCCAUGGAGCAACAGACAAUCUCUAUCGCCAAGGCUGGUAUCCAGGCCACCCUCAACGCCCGCACCUCCAUCCUCGCCGCCGCUAACCCUGUUGGCGGCCGGUACAAUCGCAAGACGACCCUUCGCGCCAACAUCAACAUGAGUGCUCCCAUCAUGUCCCGUUUCGACCUCUUCUUUGUCGUGCUUGACGAGUGUAAUGAAGCCACGGACCGACAUCUUGCCGAGCACAUUGUCGGAAUUCACCAGCUCCGCGACGAAGCCAUCGAGCCCGAGUUCAGCACUGAGACAAUCCAGCGGUACAUUCGCUUCGCUCGCGCCUUCCGUCCCGAGUUCACUCCGGAAGCCAAGGAAUUCCUUGUCGAAAAGUACAAAGAGCUCCGCGCCGACGACGCGCAGGGUGGCAUCGGCAAGAACUCAUAUCGUAUCACUGUCCGUCAACUGGAGAGUAUGAUUCGCCUGUCCGAGGCCAUCGCCAAAGGCAACUGCACAGAAGACAUUACUCCUGAAUAUGUCGGCCAGGCUUUCGACUUGCUCAGGCAAAGUAUCAUCUCUGUUGAGCACGACGACGUCGACGUCGAUGACGAGGAGGUGCCCGAGGAAGGCGCGGCGCUCCUUCGCGCGGCGUCUGAAGCGGCCGGCCAGUCGGUUGAGGACGAAAUGGCUGUCGACAGGCCAGAGGGCACGCCCGCGGUACCGGCCAGGGUCAAGCAAACGAUCACAUUCGAGAAGUACUCGAGCAUGGUCAACUUGAUUGUCGAGCACGUCAACGAAGCCGAGGCCGAGAACGGUGAGGGCGUUGAGGGCGAGGCGCUUGUCGAAUGGUACUUGGAGCAGAAGGAGAGCGAGCUCAACAGCGUCGAGGAGCACGACUCCGAGAAGGCGUUGGCGAAGAAGGUCCUCAAGAGGAUGGUCAAGGAGAACAUCCUCAUGGCUGUUCGCGGCCAAGGCCUGGCAGACGACGACGAGGCUGACGAGGGCGCUUCUGCACCGGCGGAGCCGGCACCUAUCGUUUACGUGUUGCAUCCCAACUGUGCUGUUGAGGAGUUUUGA
This is a messenger RNA of Colletotrichum orchidophilum, 2859 nucleotides long. Its product is annotated as MCM2/3/5 family protein. The coding region runs from base 1 to 2859 and encodes 952 amino acids. NCBI's taxonomy places the organism in Eukaryota, Fungi, Ascomycota, Sordariomycetes, Glomerellales, Glomerellaceae. Gene Ontology annotation, cellular component: MCM complex; nucleus. The record is from RefSeq and is a predicted model, not a curated record. Gene Ontology annotation, biological process: DNA replication initiation; double-strand break repair via break-induced replication; mitotic DNA replication. Gene Ontology annotation, molecular function: single-stranded 3'-5' DNA helicase activity; ATP binding; single-stranded DNA binding. The transcript has 3 exons.